Molecule: messenger RNA, 4186 nt
Organism: Hippoglossus stenolepis (Pacific halibut)
Lineage: Eukaryota; Metazoa; Chordata; Actinopteri; Pleuronectiformes; Pleuronectidae
Product: tripartite motif-containing protein 16-like
Exons: 1
Coding region: 1244-2917 (557 amino acids)
Molecular function (GO): protein binding; zinc ion binding
Source: RefSeq, a predicted model, not a curated record
UUUUAAAUCCAGUUUUUAUUCGAGGAAAGGGAACGUCAGAUAAGCUCCCCGUUGGAGAGACAACAAACACCGAAAGCUGUGCACACAGUGUUGACCGCAGGAGAACAGCGAGAGUGAGCAGAGGUGGAGGGAGGGAAGGAAGGAAAGGUUAGAGUGGUGAUAUGGGGUGUGUUAAAGACAGAGAGGGAAAAGCUUGGUUAGGCUGGAGCAAGCGGAGCAGAGAGAAGGGUGAGAGGAUGAGAGAGAGAGAGAGAGAGAGAGGGAGAAGGGAGGAAUGGGGGCUCUGGUUUGAGGGUUGGCAACGUCCUUCCUUUUUGGAAAUUAGAUUUGUGGCAAAGCUGCUCUGAAAGCACUCGCUCAGUAACAUUCAGAUCUUAUCUCCAGCCAAACUGUUCUAAUGUUGCUCCAAGUCCGUUUUUUUCACCACACAGUAAUAUUUACACCCAGAAAUCUAUUUAGAAUUUAGUCAUUUAUUUACUCUCAACAUUCCCGUGUUGUGUUUACAGCCGAUGUGAAUAAUAUCUGUUGAACAGUGUGAUUAUAACUUAUAUUUUAAUCUCUCUUAACUGAUGUCAAGCUGCAAGUUGCUGCUUGUUCUUGUGGUUAUUCUGGUCUCAGCUCGUCACUGGGCCUCAGGAAUCGGUUUUAUAAUCAAAGACGACAGAACUUAUAAACUAAACAUAAACUUCAGGAGUUGUACUGAGUGUACUAGUGGGGCGGCUGUGGCUCAGGAGGUAGAGCUGGGCGUCCACUAAAGGUCGAUGGUUCGAUCCCUAGCUCCUCCAAUGGGAGUGUCGAGGUGUCCUUGGGCAAGACAAACCAACCCCAAAUGGCUGGCACUGUGUGAAAGUAAUAUCACAACGUGUGUUGUCGUGAGAUGAAUGUGACGGCUCCCAGUGCAACCAUUUAGUUAAACAUGUGACAACACACAGAUUUUAAAAACCCUCCUCCUCUCACAAACAACUCACCUUUGUGAAAUGCAGUAAAGCCGGAAAAACCCUCUCUCUUGUUCCUGCUCUCAAACACAACAAGCUCCACCCUGUCCAGAUAUUUCUCCGACUCCUCCUCUGCACAGAUCUGUAAGUAUAAGGACAGGCUCAAACAGCAUGGUGUGAAAUACGGGAAAUGAGUCACUCAAGUAAGUGAACGAGAGCAGAAGGAGCAGCGAUUUGUUUUCCUCCUGAGCGCAGGCUUUGUUUCUGCUCCGAGUGAAACUCUUUGACACUCACUGUCACGGGGUGAAAUGGCGCAGCAAGAAAAUCAACUGGACGGAAAACAAUUCUGCUGUUCGAUCUGUCUGGACCUGCUGAAGGUUCCCGUGACUAUUCCCUGUGGACACAGCUACUGCAUGGGCUGUAUCAAUACCCACUGGACCAAUGAGGACAAGAAGGGAACCUACAGCUGUCCUCAGUGUAGACAGUCCUUCACACCGAGGCCUGUCCUGGUGAAAAACACUAUGUUGGCCUAUUUAGUGCAGGACCUGAGGAAGUCCGGACUCCAAGCCACUCCUGCUGACGGCUGCUGCUACGCCGGAGCUGAAGAUGUGGCCUGUGACGUCUGCACUGGGAGAAAACUAAAAGCUCUCAAGUCCUGUUUGGUUUGUCUCGUCUCUUAUUGUGAAAAACACCUGCAGCCUCAUUACGAAGCAGCUCCGUUUGAGAAGCACAAGCUGGUGGAGCCCUCGGAGAAGCUCCAGGAGAACAUCUGCUCCCGUCACGGUGAGGUGAUGAAGAUGUUCUGCCGCACCGAUCAGCAGUGCAUCUGUUACCUCUGCCCUGUGGAUGAACACAAAGGCCACGACACAGUGUCAGCUGCAGCAGAAAGGACCGAGAGGCAGAGGGAGCUGGAGCUGAGCAGGGAGAAGAUCCAGCAGAGACUCCAGGACAGAGAGAAAGAUGUGAAGGUGCUUCAGCAGGAGGAGGAGGCCGUCAAUGGCUCUGCUGAUAAAGCAGUGGAGGACAGUGAGAGGAUCUUCACUGAGCUGAUUCGUCUGGUGGAGAAAAGAAGCUCUGAUGUGAAGCAGCAGAUCAGAUCCCAGCAGCAAACUAAAGUGAGUCGAGUCAGAGAGCUUCAGGAGCGACUGGAGCAGGAGAUCACUGAGCUGAAGAGGAGAGACGCUGAGCUGAAGCAGCUCUCAGACACAGAGGAUCACAACCAGUUCCUGCAGAACUACUCCUCCCUGUCACCGCUCAGAAAGUCCACACACUCAUCCAGCAUCAGCACCCGGCCUCAGAGGUACUUUGAGAAUCUGAUGGCCGCCGUGUCAAAGGUCGGAGAUCAGCUUCAGGACAUUCUGAGUGAGACACGGACAAACGCUUCACCGACGGCGACUCCAGCUGUUGUUACACUGUCACAACGAGAGCCCAAGACCAGAGCUGACUUCUUAAAGUAUUCACAGGAAAUCACACUGGAUCCAAACACAGCAAACACACGUCUCUUAUUAACUGAGGGGAACAGAAAAGCAACGUUUAUGAACAAAAAGCAGUGUUACCCUUGGCACCCGGACCGAUUCACAAUUUGGUGUCAGGUCCUGAGCAGAGAGGCUCUGACGGGACGCUGCUACUGGGAGGUGGAGUGGAGAGGAAGAGGAGUUUAUGUCGCAGUCGCCUACAAGAACAUCAGCAGAGCAGGGAACUCGUGCGAUUGUGGAUUUGGACUCAACGACAAAUCCUGGACGUUAGAUUGUGACCGAUACAGUUAUAACUUUUACCACAACAAUAUCAAAACUCCGGUGUCGGGUCCGCAGUGCUCCCGAGUCGGAGUGUACCUGGACCACGGCGCCGGCGUUCUGUCCUUCUACAGCGUCUCCGCCGCCAUGACUCUGCUCCACAGAGUCCAGACCACGUUCACUCAGCCUCUCCACGCUGGACUGUGGCUUUAUUAUGGAGACACAGCUGAGUUCUCUGGCCUCAAAUAGACUGGAGGCAUUUUAAAGAGCACCGAUGUAAAUGCUCUGCUUGAACUUCUUUGGUGCUCGCAGCUUGUUGACAUUUCUGCUGUGCACCUGUCAAUCAAAAUGUUAUAGGCAGUACUUUGACAUCCGGCAUCCGUGUUUGUUCAUGUGGCGCCGUAAUUAUUGGAAAGAUUUAUUCAAGCGGACAACUCGGAAUUUAACAUCAUUUUACAAUCAGCUCUAAAUAAUAAUAAUAGUAAUAGUAAUAAUAAUAAUACAUCGCAUUUACAGUAUAUAGGGCUUUUUCUAUAGUUCUUAAAUACGCAGGUUUAAAUAUGAACUUGUCAAAAGUUACUUUUGUCACUUGCAAACUGAAUGUCCAUCUCUCACAAGUGCCUGACACAUCAAUUCAGACAUUUUAUUGUUUUAAAAUUCCGUUUUAAAUCAUUUAUGUGUCAAGUCAACCCUGACCUUCUUUCUUUGCUCUUCGUCAUUUGGAAAGAUGUCAACACAUAAAAGCACAUUUUGUGUUUCUCUAGUAUUGCAAAAUUGGGUGUUUUUCCAAAUUGUGAAAUUCUGUGCGGAUCCAGAUAAUGUUUUGGACUCUGUGAACUAAAUAAGUAUUUUUAGGGGGUUACAUCUUUAUUCGGUUACAGUACGAUAACAGAUAUUCCUUUCUGCUCUAUCAUAGAAUGAAUAUUUUGCCUGUGUUUAAUGUAAACGGUUCACAGAAAAUGUUUGUGUGUUUGUAUCUGAUCUCAAUACAUGUAUUUGCACUAUGGUGAUGAAUCAGCCUUGGUGGAGGUUUGUGCCCUAUCUGCCCUUCUAGCUGAUAUUUAGCUUUCUCCUGGUUUUGAAUUUGCACAUUUUAUGUAAAUCUUGUUGUUUAACAGCUCUGGACAUGCAAAAGUCACUUUGGUUCAAAAUGUGCAAAAGUUGGACAGAGUGAGAAUAAACUGGUCCCUGAAGAAACAUUCCUGAGUCUGUGAACUUAGUUUCACAUCGACAAGACAAAUGGUAAAAUAAACGAGGCUUUUUUGUGGAGGGUUCAAACAGUUACUGAACAACUGGAAAUCUUUCGACCUUUCCUGUGUUUUUUUGCCUUUAGCCUGAAAUGACUAAUUCAGCUUUUCUCAAAGGUCAGUGAAGGUAUAGAUCAACAUUUUAGGAAAGACUGAUUCCAGUUGAUCUAUUUUUCAUUUAUCCUGACGCAUAAGACGGCAAAUUUUGUACAAACGAGGACAAACAAAAAAGUCUGUAUUUCCCCAAUAAACUUUGUUAUGAUGACGCUCA